This is a messenger RNA of Pseudomyrmex gracilis, 1150 nucleotides long. RefSeq names its product cysteine-rich PDZ-binding protein. NCBI's taxonomy places the organism in Eukaryota, Metazoa, Arthropoda, Insecta, Hymenoptera, Formicidae. The transcript is spliced from 2 exons. The record is from RefSeq and is a predicted model, not a curated record. The coding region runs from base 378 to 680 and encodes 100 amino acids. Gene Ontology annotation, cellular component: dendrite. Gene Ontology annotation, molecular function: microtubule binding; PDZ domain binding. Gene Ontology annotation, biological process: cytoplasmic microtubule organization.
CACAUGAAAAUAGGUCUUUUGAAAAUGUGCCGAUUCGGCUCUGUUAAAAUCGCCAAUCACUCGAUAAAACUCCAAAAUUCUCUUCGCGCUCCGGCCAAUCAGAAAAUUUACGCAACCGAUGAAAUAAAAUAAUUCCGAAGUUCGCCGAUCAGUACAUAUAACCCUAUUCUAUUUCUGUACAUUAUGAUUAUGAUUUUAAGUAUCGAGGAAUUUCAUGAGAACUCGAUAGUCUAGUCUAAUGAAAAAGUUGAUACGCGUAAACAAAACUCUCUGGGAGAAACGUAUCUAUUUUGGGAGAACAUUUUUUUAAUAACGUAGAGAAGAGUCGACGAUAUACUUAACUGUUCGGUUGCUGGUAAUUUGUCUCUCGCGCAACCAUGGUUUGCGAGAAGUGCGAGAAGAAAUUGGGCAAGGUUAUCACCCCGGACCCGUGGAAAACCGGUGCGAGGAACACGCUGGAGAGCGGAGGUCGUAAAGUUGGAGAGAACAAGGCUCUUUCAGCGGGGAAAGCGCGAUUCAAUCCCUACACCACAAAAUUCGAGUGUUGCAGAAUAUGCAGACAAAAGGUUCAUCAAGUCGGAUCUCACUACUGUCAGUCCUGCGCUUACAAGAAAGCUAUAUGCGCUAUGUGCGGCAAAAAACUAAUGAGUACAAAAAAUUACAAACAGUCGGCCACUUAAUUGUUUUUUACAUACGCUAGGACUAGAUACUUAUAUUGUAUAAAACAGUGAUGUGUGCAACAAACGGGCAAGCAAACAUUUAAUUGGCACAAUUGUCGAGAAUUUAACUUAAUAUUAACUUGUAUGCGCAUAAUAUGUUUGCUUUAAUUAUUCAAACAGUAUUAAAUCUAUUUCUUUUGUUAGACAAUACAAUUUCACAACAUGUUUCAAAGCUUUGUAUAUGAAUACGUGAUACGAACAAAACAUUUAAAUCCUAUUUCAUCUGUUAGACGAUACAAUUUUACAAUAUGUUUCAAAGCUCGUAUACAAAUAUGUGAUAAACAAAAUUACUUGUGUGUGUGUGUGUGUUAAACAAUACUAAAGUCAAAUUUAAAAACCUCGUAUGUGAGCAAAUAUAUAUGCAGACUUCCGAUAAAAAGGUUAUUUGCUUCGAAUAUUAUGUUGUCAAGUUUAUAUUUCAAGCAUUUAUU